AUGGCAUCCUCAGCGCCGCCGUCCGCAACCCCCAUCGGCAGCCGCAAGCCUCUCGGUUUUCUCGAGAAUGCAAAGAAGAGUAAACAAAGCUUCAUUCAGUUCUUCGCGAUGACCGGGAUCCUUCUGUUGAGUUGCCGAUCUCUCGGACAGAAGUACCGCAUCCACAACCUCACGGAGGACGCCUCCGCACUGAAAGAGGAUCAAGAGGGACUUAUCGCCCGCAUGAACCACAUCAAGCGCAGCCUCCGGGCCGAAGCAGCUCUCGAGCCGACGGGGGCUUUUGCGGCCAGGCUCCGGCUGCUGUUCGGAGAUGAAAGCGAUUGA
This is a messenger RNA of Striga asiatica, 324 nucleotides long. NCBI's taxonomy places the organism in Eukaryota, Viridiplantae, Streptophyta, Magnoliopsida, Lamiales, Orobanchaceae. The record is from the annotation of a GenBank genome assembly.